UCUCAGUCUUUCGUGCCGUCUCAGUUGUCGGUGAGGCCGGCGGGGCGGAUCCCACAUUCGAGUCAAAGAGAAAAUAAAGCAACACCAUAACAAUAAUAACAACUCGGCCGAUUCGUACAAUUCGCUAGCAAGCUCCCCCGUGGAUACAUACCAUCAAGAUGCCCUCAGCGAUGAACGCGAACCGAACAGUGCAGUCUGCCAGCCCAGAUGUGGGAUCCGCUCCAGGGUCAAUGGGCAAUUUUGCACUUGGUGGACAGGCUGAAGUUUUGAAGCAAGUGCUGUGUGUCCUCGACAAGAAGGUUCGCAACUUGGAGAAAAAAAAGAGUAAACUGGAUGACUAUCAAGUCAAGAAGGAUAAAGGGGAGCGUCUCAACCAGGACCAGCUGGACGCACUCACCAAAUUCCAGGAAAUCACCUAUAACUUGGAAUUUGGCCGAGAGCUGCAGAAGACGUUCAUCACACUGGGACAAGAUAUCCAGAAGGUGGUGAAGAAGUCUGCACGGCGGGAGCAGCUGCAGCGGGAAGAGGCAGAGCAAAGGAGGCUGAAGACCAUUUUGGAGCUGCAGUUCCUUCUGGACCGGCUGGGAGAGGACAAUGUGCGGCGGGACCUGAAGGAGGGAGUUGGCGGCUCACCAAUGCUGACGGAUGCGCACCUUGCAGCUUUUGAUGAGUUCUACAAGCUAGUGGGGCCAGACCGUGACCAAAGUGUCAGGUUGGUUGACCGGUAUGAAGAAGCAUCUGUGCACCUCUGGGACCUACUGGAAGGGAAGAACAAGGCUGUGGUCGGGACAACAUACAAGGCAUUGAGAGAGACUUUGGACCAGGUUAUGCUGAGUGGGUACUUUGACCAGGUGCCAUCUCACCAAAACGGAGUGUGUGAGGAGAAAGCGGCAGAAGAGGCAGAGGCGCAGGACCAAGCCUCAGCAGCGACGGUGGCUGAAGCAGCAGCAGCCCCUGCUGUCGUAGCUGAAUCGUCAGAAGCAGAAGAGCAGAGUCCGACUGCUGAUCCAGAACCGGAAGUAGUUGAGUUCACUGAUUCCAUCGCGGUGGAAAAAACAGAGUUUAUAAACAGACAGUUCAUUCCAGACGGCACAUACAGCGGCAGCGAGAAGGAGCAGGGGGACGAGUGGGCCACGGAAACAGAGGUUCCUUAUUCGCCUGUUCUGCCUGUCUUCCACUCUCAGGCAGUCAGUGCCGUUCAGCAGCAGCAGCAGCAGCCGCCGCCUGUGCAGCCUGCAGCUUCACCUGUUGCCCCGGAGACCCACCCAUUGAACUUGGUGUCUCCCGUGCCGCCCACUGACCCCCUGGUCAGGAAGCAGGUGGUGCAGGACUUAAUGGCACAGAUGCAGGGAAUGUACAACUUCAUGCAGGACUCUAUGCUGGAGUUUGACGGACCCAUUGACCCGGCCAUUGUCUCAUCACAGCCUAUGAAACCUGCUCAGAACAUGGACUUACCACAGAUGGUGUGCCCUCCAGCUCACCCAGAGUCCCGGCCAUCGCAACCCAAAACUGUUCCUGUCCAACCGGACACCACACAAGUUUCCAUUGUCUCCCCGACUCCGCCCCCCAUGUAUCAGACUUCACACACGCCCGAUCCUCGACCCUCUACAGAAACCAUCGACCCCAUCCAGACGUCCUCAUCGUCGGAGCAGCCCUCUGCAGCUCACCCACCGGUUUUUCAGCCUGGUUCCAAAGCUCCACACAGCAGUGGCAUCAAUGUCAACGCCGCCCCAUUCCAGUCAAUGCAGACCGUGUUCAACCUCAAUGCCCCGGUCCCACCAGCUAAUGAGACGGAGGCUCUGAACCAGGCCAGCCAAUACCAGAACAGCUACAACCAAGCCUUCAGCAGCCAGCCGCAGCAUCCUGUGGAGCAGACCGAGAUGCAGCCAGAGCCACUGCAAUCUGUAGUUGGUGCCUUCCAUUCCCAAGACCAGUCGGGAGGCCAUCAACAGCCUCCGCAGCAGGGCCCAGGCUUUGGCCGGCAGGGUCAGUCCUUCUACAACAGCAGAGGCAUGUCUCGAGGUGGGCCUCGCAAUGCUAGGGGCAUGAUCAAUGGCUACAGAGGCUCAUCCAAUGGAUUCAGAGGUGGCUACGAUGGUUAUCGUCCUCCUUUCGCCAACACUCCUAACUCCGGUUAUGGACAGACUCAAUUCAACACACCUCGGGAUUACUCAAACGGGAAUUAUCAGAGGGAUGGUUACCAACCAAACUACAAGCGGGGAGCUGGCCAGGGACCCAGGGGAGUGUCGAGAGGCAGCACUCAGGCAAUACGAUCCUGAAAAGGCCUUUUUAAAAUGACUGUGACAGACUAACUUGCACCACACUGAAAAUUCAAAAUUCAAGAAUGCAUUUGCCCAAGCUCAAUCAUGUUCUUUUUUUUUUGUUCUUAGUCAGUGUUUUUUUUUCCUGUGUCUCAGAUCAAAGUAAUGCCUACUUUUGAUAUUUGGAAAUAUUACAUAAUUUUAAAGUCUGAAACACAAGCUAAGUUGUAAAUUCAAUCAUCAAUUUGCAUAAGCAAUGUGUUAAUAUUCCUGUAAACUUGAAAGAUUUCAUAAGUUAUUUUUUGUAUAAAAAUGCACCUGCCACUGCUGGUCCAACCCUUGGGAGUUUAUUCCCCUUCUCGGUUCUUUUUCUGUCAUUUUGGUUUUAAAAACAGAAAGCGUUUUAUGUUCAAUGAGCUCCCGUUUCCUUGUUUGUAAAUUGAUGUUGCUUCAAGAGUUUCAAUAAAGUUGUGUUGCAUACUCAA
Messenger RNA from Gasterosteus aculeatus aculeatus (three-spined stickleback), 2746 nucleotides. It is a transcript of the gene caprin1b, whose product is annotated as cell cycle associated protein 1b. NCBI's taxonomy places the organism in Eukaryota, Metazoa, Chordata, Actinopteri, Perciformes, Gasterosteidae. Gene Ontology annotation, molecular function: RNA binding. Gene Ontology annotation, cellular component: cytoplasm. The record is from RefSeq and is a predicted model, not a curated record.